AUGAUUGAUGUAAAAGCACUUGCUUCGAAAAUAAUUAAAAACAAAACUAUAGCAGAGAAUGGGGAAAAAGUGUGCUGGUUGAAAAUAAAAUGUCUUAGAUUUGAAAAAGAAUUACCUGGUUUUAUUAAAUACAGAUACGAUUACGAUGGGCCAUAUAACUUACUAAAUACUCUUUGUAAACCAGGGAGACCGACUAGGAGAACUCCAAACUCUGAAAUGCCAACUAUAAAUACUGAAGAUCUUCCCCGGGCAUAUAAACAAUGUCUUCCUAUAACAAAACAAAGAAAAAAAGACUGUUUACAGCUCUGUAAGAAAAAUAUAAUUCCUAAAGAGCUUCACGGGUGGUACGAAAGUUUACCAUGUUCAAACGAAGACCAGGGUCCAUCACGCUCCACUGAUUCAUCUGAAGUCGAUGAGUAA
Parnassius apollo (apollo) is the source of this 420-nucleotide messenger RNA. NCBI's taxonomy places the organism in Eukaryota, Metazoa, Arthropoda, Insecta, Lepidoptera, Papilionidae. The record is from the annotation of a GenBank genome assembly.